Phaedon cochleariae (mustard beetle) is the source of this 3592-nucleotide messenger RNA. The record is from the annotation of a GenBank genome assembly. Lineage: Eukaryota; Metazoa; Arthropoda; Insecta; Coleoptera; Chrysomelidae.
GUUCAAGGUAGAAAAUUGGCCAAGGUCUAUUAUUAACAAUAUUGAGCUCUUUUUAUUUCUUAUUUCCAAAACUUUCUAUUUUAGUAUUUUACCACUUAUCAAGUUCUAAUAACAAUUUUCAUUGUGUUCUCGUUCUUGUGUAGUUUAUUGUGGAUUAAUGUUCAAACGUAAAAUGGACCGAAAAAAGUCCAAACUAAAUAAUAUAGUUGUUCAGUUCAAUGCUAUUAUAAAUGAAACCACAGUUUUGAAAGAAAAUGUUGAAAUAAUAAUCAAUCAAGUGUUUUCCUGUGUUGAUUAUGUUAAGGAGACUCCGGACGAUAAUGUGGGACAGACGUGUACAGACAUUUUGAAAUAUGAAUUAGAAGUACUGACAAAGUUAGUAGACAUGAACUCCUUGUUAGAAGACAUCUGGGAUUCAAACAUCAUAGAUAAAUGGAAUAUACCGAGGAAGAAAUAUGUAACAGAAAAUGAUCUGGAAAACCAUAUAAUUCCAAUUGACGCCCAGUAUGCAGGUUUUCAACUACCAGAUUCACAAAAUACAGAAACUAGCAUUGAAGCCAAUGUAGAAGAAAAUUCUGUUCACCAAAAUGGGACUUAUAAUCCAAUGGCAAACUGUAGCACAUAUGUGACACAUCAAUCUGAAAUUGAUUCCAUUCCUUCAGCUGAAGUAAUGUCAAAUUAUCAACUUUUACAGAGUCAUCGUUCUAGGACUGUAGAUCUUCCUCAAUCAAUUCCUCAAUUCUCUAACCAAAUUGAAACAAAUGUUUCACAUCUGUCUGAAAGCCAUUCUGUACCUACAUCUGAAGAAGUCAUAGUGAAUUCCCAGGUUCCACAGAGCUCCCAAUCAGAGUCUAUUGUGAAUGAUGAGGAUAUUUCUCCAAGUAAUAUACAAAUUGUGAGGCAACACCUAAAGUUAUGGAAUGAAAAGUUAGGCUUCAGCCCAAUAACAUAUUCAGAUAUGGCAGAUCAUUAUAAGAAAUCAGGUGGGGUUUCACUUGAGAGCUCAGUGAAUCCCUCUGGUCAACAAUAUGCUAAUUCAGAUGCACAACAAAUACCUGAAAGACUAGAAAGGGACUUGAGUGAAAUAGUCAGUCCUUCAAUGUCAAAUAUAGACAUUGAAAUUGCUAAUGAAGGUAAUGAAUAUGUCACACCAGAUAUUGGAACUCCAUAUAGUUUUUCUGACUUCUCAGGGGUAAGCUCAGAUAUUUCAAAUUCUAAUGGAAGAGACAAAACAGCAGCACAAUCUCACAAAAGUAAUAUAUAUCACAAAAAUUCAGAAAUUAUCAAUGGAAUUGAAGAAUCUUGUACAUAUGACAUUACAGAUCAGAAACAUUCUUCAUCCAAUUCAAAACCAAUAGUUAAUGAUUUUGACUCCCAUCUGGAGCAUUCUGAUUUCAGUGAAUUAGCUCUAAAUUAUGAUUCUGCAGACAAUCUUGGAAAAUCCGAAAAAUCCACUGCACUGAAAAAAUUGAAUAACUAUGAAAUAAGACAUAAACAAGAAUUGAAAGCUGCUCUAGUUGAACCCCCUCACAUUCCUGAUAUAUCACUUAAGCCAACUAAACUGGAGAAUAUACCUGAGUACAUAUCAGAAGAUUCUGAUCUGGCUAAGAUGGCUCCAAAAAGUAAGAAGAAAAGGAGUAAGCACCAGACUAUAGAAAUCAAUUAUGACUUGAGAUCUAAAAAAAUUCCAACAGUAGGGGAUGCAUGUGUAUUCAGCCACAUUGAAUCCCCAUCAGAAUUUUAUUUACAUAUUGUAGACAAGGAAACUGCAACCAUUGACAAACUCACUGAAAAAAUUGAUGCAAACUUCAAUGGUUCAACUUCGAAGUAUAGAACCAAACAAGAUGCAUACAAUAACAUUAAAAAAUACUGCUGUGCAUUUAUUAAAGACUACAAUAGUUGGUACAGAGUUUCUAUAUCAAAUUGGAAAUUGAAUGACUCAGAAGAUGUUGUUGUACAACUUGUUGACUUUGGCAAUUCAAAAGUUACUUCCUACAGAAACCUUCGUAAACUCACCAAAGAAAUGAGUGAAAUGCCAAUGUUUGCAGUGAGAUGUCACUUGCCCUUGAUGUAUCCUCCUGGUUCCACAAAUCUGAAUAGAAUCAGUAUGUGGCCUCUGGAUUCUACUGAAGCUCUCUAUUCCUUGAGUGGGGUGUUAGAGGGAAGUAGGUCCAUUGAAUUUGAACUGGUCUAUGUGGAAGCAGAACCUAACAGUAUUGCUGUGGACUUGCAUAACCCCAAUGAAACCAACAAUGAUGACACAGUUGGUCAAGUUUUGUUGAAUUUGGGCUUUGCUGUUCAACUUGUAGAUGACAUUGAUGAGGACAACAUGGAGUUGGAAGAGUUUCUGCAAGAUACUGAUACACUAGAGACGGCAGAUAAUGUUAAUGAAGCUGUAAUGGGGUAUGACCCACAAGAUGAGGUGAGAAUAUGCAGGUUCACUAAGCCAGAUGGAAGCUGCUUCAAGGGCAAGCAUUGUAAGUUGGAUCACACAUUUUUACCUGAAGACGGAUUCACUACUGACACAGAAUUUGUUUUCAGAGAGGCAUUUUACCCACUUUGUCUGCCACUGCCAAAGGAGACUGUUACUAUUUUAAUUACAGGAUAUAUAGAUUCUUGCACUUUCUAUGCACAUGUAGUGAGAAAUCCGCAUCGUGAAUCAAACUAUCUCAUAGAAAAAGAUCUUUUCGAAUUGGAAAAAGUUAUGAACACUGAAAAGAUAAUCAGAACUUAUGAAGUAUUCAAAAUUUCUCCUGCUAUUGGCGAGAUGGUGUUGGUCAAGGAUUGGACUAAAAAAUGGAGACGUGCUGUUGUGAGAGGGGUGGAGGUUGCAAAUAAUGGGGGACCAUUGGCAGCUCAAGUUUUCACUUUGGAUAUUGGUGAAACUUUGACUGUUGACAUGAUUCAUGUGAGGAAAAUAAAACCACAGUUUUUACAGCUUCCAUUCCAGACUAUCCAAUGUUAUAUCAGUGAUUAUAAAGCUAGUACCAAGUGCAAUCAGAAAGAUGCUAAAGAUUUUUUUGACAGAAAUUUAUAUUUUCAGAACUUUUUUGCCUACAUAAUGUCUUCUUUUCUGCCAUUGAAAAUCAUAAUGAAAUCUUUGAGUGGGCUGGACAUUGGACAUAUAUUAGAAAACAAAAAUUUUGCUGACAAGCAGCUUUGUGAUAAUAAUCCCUUGGAAGAUUGUUCAUUAGAUUUCUAUUAAUUUAUACUAAAAAUGUGGUCUGUAGAUUUUUGUGUAGUUGGUAGAUAUCUAUAUAGGUGCCCCACAUCAGUUGAUUGAUAUCUCUGAAUAUAUGAGGUGAGAAACUAGUCAUCAACAAAGAUCCAAGAUCUGCUUUUAAUGAACUGGUAUAUUCAUUAAUAUUGCUUGGAUUGUACCUAUAUUGUAUAUUUUUCAACUCAGUAAUUAAUAUAAGUAGAAAGUUUAUCUGUCAUGUAUACUAUACAUCAUCAUGCUAAAAAGUAUUGAAUAAAAUGCAAUAUUUUUGUUCCCAGGGUUUGCAAAAAACAAAGGACUGGUCAAUUUUCAUUUUUUUAGAUGUAUUUUUGGACCUUGAUCAGAAAUAUACAUGGUAAUGCACACCAGAGU